Molecule: messenger RNA, 336 nt
Organism: Monoraphidium neglectum
Lineage: Eukaryota; Viridiplantae; Chlorophyta; Chlorophyceae; Sphaeropleales; Selenastraceae
Exons: 4
Coding region: 1-336 (111 amino acids)
Source: RefSeq, a predicted model, not a curated record
AUGGACACAGAUAACAAGGGUCAUCUGGUCCUGGGGCUGGCCUCCGCGGCAGCAAGCGCGGCCGCGCUCGCCGCCCUAUGGCAGGCACGCUCCUAUCAGCGUCCUCUUGGAAUCUCGGACCUGGAUGACGAGGCGCGCGGCGUGCUGGAGGCGGCGCGGUCGCUGCAGCGGGCGUCGGGGGCGGCGGUGGUGCAGCCAGAGCACGUCAAGGAGGCACUCGAGGCGGUGGCGCGCCUGCAGGGUGGCGGGGGCGGCCAGGGCGGCGGGGGUGGUGGUGACGGCAACCUUACUAAGGAGGAGCUCGAGGAGACGAUGAAGAAGAUGCUGGCGGGGUGA